Molecule: messenger RNA, 1060 nt
Organism: Cynara cardunculus var. scolymus (artichoke)
Lineage: Eukaryota; Viridiplantae; Streptophyta; Magnoliopsida; Asterales; Asteraceae
Product: transcription factor MYB62-like
Exons: 3
Coding region: 96-920 (274 amino acids)
Biological process (GO): regulation of DNA-templated transcription
Cellular component (GO): nucleus
Molecular function (GO): DNA-binding transcription factor activity; sequence-specific DNA binding
Source: RefSeq, a predicted model, not a curated record
AUGCAUAUAAAACCUCCACUUGGUUUCUUUGAUACCCAAAAUUGGUACAUCACUACCAUCUUUUCUCCCCCUUUUGUCUUUUGCUUCCAACUUCCAUGAGGCCUACCAGGAAGAUGACUACUUCUUGCAAUGGAAAAGAGCUUGGUGAGCUAAGAAGAGGACCAUGGACACUUGACGAAGACAAUCUUCUCGUUCAUUACAUCACAUGUCACGGCGAAGGACGAUGGAAUUCUCUGGCAAAAUCGUCAGGAUUAAAGAGGACAGGAAAGAGUUGUAGGUUAAGAUGGUUGAAUUAUCUAAAACCAGACGUCAAGCAUGGAAAUCUUACACCACAAGAACAGCUUUUGAUCCUUGAACUCCAUUCCAAGUGGGGUAAUAGAUGGUCAAAAAUUGCACAACACUUGCCCGGAAGAACAGAUAAUGAGAUCAAGAACUACUGGAGAACAAAGGUACAAAAGCAAGCUCGCCACCUUAAGAUCGACCCCAGUAGCAACAGAUUUGUCGAGGUUCUCCGACAGUUUUGGUUACCAAGAUUGCUUGAAAAAGUGGAACAUAGUUCGCCAUCAUCAUUGUCUACUUCUACCUCAACCAUGGAAGCUGAUCAAAAGAACCUAAUCCCACAACCACAAGGCAAAGAAACCCCAACGGAAAAUAUGAAUUCAAGCUCAAGCAAUUGUUCAUCAGAUUCCACAGGAAUUAUGUUGCCAUAUCUUUCUGAAAACUCGCUCAAAAACAACAACUACUUUGUGGAGAACAGUAACUUUGAAGUGAUGAGUUUCAACCAGUCAAACACACAAGAUUUGAGAUCUACUGACAUGUCAAUCCUAGACUUCCAGCUAACGGAUGUGGACUGGAUGAACAACGACUUAGUAGGCGACACUUUUUGGAGCAUGGAUGAAUUGUGGCAGUUCAGGAAAUAAUAUGAUCCUGGUAUAUAUAUUUUUUUCAAACCAACAAAAACGGUUUAACUCAUGUUUUUGGAACGUCAUCGUUUAUAAACAUUUCAUAUACCAUUAAAGCUAAUCAUUUAGAAGUUAUUGAAUGUGCUAGCUAGUGAUAU